Tupaia belangeri chinensis (Chinese tree shrew) is the source of this 3121-nucleotide messenger RNA. It is a transcript of the gene SSH3, whose product is annotated as slingshot protein phosphatase 3. The record is from RefSeq and is a predicted model, not a curated record. The transcript is spliced from 14 exons. NCBI's taxonomy places the organism in Eukaryota, Metazoa, Chordata, Mammalia, Scandentia, Tupaiidae. Gene Ontology annotation, molecular function: actin binding; phosphatase activity. Bases 547 to 2523 code for a protein of 658 amino acids. Gene Ontology annotation, biological process: protein dephosphorylation; negative regulation of actin filament polymerization.
AGUUUGAGUGUCUCCCCGCACGUCCCAGUUCAGACCCUCUGCCUGAUCCUAAGGCCUGCGUCCCUAGCCCCUACCUCCCCAAGACCCAACUUUGCCUGGUAACAGAAAAGUUGAAGCCCAAAACAGUUCAGGUGAUCUAACUGGGCGGAGCAGGGAGGGGCAGGGGCAAGGUAGGAGCACUUCCUGGGAGGAGGGACCGAGUCCUAGAAUGAAUGCAGCAGGCGGUCAGGACAUUGGCCCUGGCCCUUCCCCGGGGUGGCGGGACUCAGCACCUGCGCCCCGCCUCCAGCCCCGCCCACAGUGUGAUGGGGCGGGGGCGAGGCAGACCUAACCGGAGUAGACGCCAGGGGAGGCGCUGCGGCCGCUCGGUGCCGGCUCCGCAGGCCCUGCUGGGCGGGUGUCUGGCCCUUUAAGGACCGCCCCGAGGAGGUGCCAGGCCCUGGUGGCUCCGGUCUCUCCUUCCUGGUCCUGCUAGGCAGGGACUGACCGUGGGGCUGUAAGGGGGGCUGUGCCCGGUGCCUGCCCAGGUACCCCCGGCCCGCCCGCAUGGCUCUGGUCACAGUGAAUCGCUCGCCCCCGGCCAGCACCCCCCCCCCGCCCCCCAGCCACUCCACGCCUGUGGCGCCCACGGACCAGGCAGUCAAGUGGAGAAGCCGGCUCCAGCGAAGGCAGAGCUUUGCAGUGCUCCGUGGGGCUGUCCUGGGACUGCAGGACAGAGGGGACAAUGAUGACGCAGCUGAGGCCAGCCCUGAACCAGUGGAGGGGCUUCCAGGUGAAGAGCAGCCCCAGGAAGAUCAGACAGACUUUGGGCAAGAGGCCCAGAGUCCCCAGAAGGAGGAGCAGAAGCAGCACCUAAACCUCAUGGUGAAGCUGCUGAGGCCACAGGAUGACAUCCGCCUGGCAGCUGAGCUGGAGGCAGCCCGGCCUCCCCGGCACCGCUACCUCCUGGUGGUUUCCACACGGGACAACUUGAGCCAGGAUGAGACAGUCCUCCUUGGGGUGGAUUUCCCUGACAGCAGCUCCCCCAGCUGCACCCUGGGCCUGGUCUUGCCUCUCUGGAGUGAUACCCAGGUGUACCUAGAUGGAGAUGGGGGCUUCAGUGUGACAUCUGGUGGGCAGAGCCGAAUCUUCAAGCCAGUCUCCAUCCAGAUCAUGUGGGCCACGCUCCAAGUGUUGCACCAGGCAUGUGAGGCGGCUCUAGGCAGUGGCCUGGUGCCUGGUGGCAGUGCCCUCACCUGGGCGAGCCACUACCAAGAGAGACUGAAUUCUGACCAGAGCUGCCUCAAUGAGUGGAUGGCCAUGGCUGACCUGGAGUCUCUGCGACCUCCCAGUGCUGAGUCUGGCCGGUCCUCAGAACAAGAGCAGAUGGAACAAGCAAUCCGGGCUGAGCUGUGGGAUGUGUUGGAUGCCAGCGACCUGGAGAGCAUCACUUCCAAAGAGAUCCGCCAGGCCCUGGAGCUGCGCCUAGGACGCCCUCUCCAGCAGUACCGUGACUUCAUUGACAACCAGAUGCUGCUGCUCAUGGCCCAGCAAGACCGGGCGUCCCGCAUCUUCCCCCAUCUCUACUUGGGCUCAGAGUGGAAUGCCGCGAACCUGGAGGAACUGCAGAGAAACAGGGUCACCCACAUCUUGAACAUGGCCCGGGAAAUUGACAACUUCUACCCCGAGCGCUUCACCUACCACAACGUGCGCCUCUGGGAUGAGGAGUCAGCCCAGCUGCUGCCCCACUGGAAGGAGACACACCGCUUCAUUGAGGCUGCAAGAGCCCAGGGCACCCGAGUGUUAGUCCACUGCAAGAUGGGUGUCAGCCGCUCAGCUGCCACGGUGCUGGCCUACGCCAUGAAGCAGUACGGCUGGAGCCUGGAGCAGGCCCUGCACCAUGUGCAGGAGCUCCGGCCCAUCGCCCGCCCCAACCCUGGCUUUCUGCGCCAGCUGCAGACCUACCAGGGCAUCCUGACUGCCAGCCGGCAGAGCCAUGUCUGGGAGCAGAAAGUGGGAAGGGUCUCCCCAGAGGAACUGCUGGCCCCCAAAGUCUCUACACCAUUCCCACGUCUUCCACCGGAACCAGGGGGCAGUGAGGAGGUGAAAGUUAGAAGCUUGGAAGAGAGCCAGGCAGCUCAAGAAGAAGAGCCUGCACCACGACGCCGUAUCAACCUCCGAGGGGUCAUGAGGUCUAUCAGUCUCCUGGAGCCCCCUUCAGAGCUGGAGAGCACCUCAGGGGCUAGUGACCUGCCAGAGGUUUUCUCCUCCUAUGAGUCUUCAGAUGAAGAGCCUCCACAGCCCUUCUCUCCUCUCUCAAGGGUUAAGGGAGGUGCCUGGAUCCACAAAGGGCCUCGUCCUGCCCUGAAAUCCCGCCAAUCUGUGGUUGCCCUGCAGAGUGCCGCCUUGGUGGCCAGCCGGACCCAGGCCUUCCUGGAGCAGGAGCAGGCACAAGGGGAAGCUGGCAUGCCCUCCACACCCAGGCUCCGGAAGGUGGUGAGGCAGGCCAGCAUGGAUGAUAGCAGAGAGGAGGACGAGCCCUGAGCUCUCCCACGUGUGCCCACGUACCCCUAGACACUAAAUAGAGGCAACUGAUCUGCAGCUCCUCAGAUGAACACACCCGUACACACUCCCCUUGGCUCCUCCCCAGGAGUCUCGACUCCUGUCACUACAGCCUCACCUCCUACAGCCUUAAGUCUCAGACCCGUGUCCACCUGUCUAAGGGCUCAUGCAUAUAAUUGGGGUGCAGUAGAGAGACUGAAGGUGCCUUUGGGGGCAACAGCACCCUAGUUUCAUGCUCAACUUUCACCCUAAAACACUCCCUUAUAACCACAGAUAUGGAAAGGCUCAGGCCUUCUACUCUCAUUUCAUUCCAGCUAGGCCAGAGACUCAGUGGUCUCCCAAAACAAAGUCCCCAACCCCAGGAGGCUCUGAGGGGUCUGGCUGGUCGACUCUCUUGCACACCUCACAGCUGGCCUGAGUCUGUGGCUGCUGCCCGCAGCCCAGACACUGCAUGAGGUCACAGGACACCAGGCCAGAGUGUUUGUUAUGUCCUUCACAGCUUCUGGCCAGUCUGUUUUUCAUAGUCUUAAUAGUAUCUGGCUUUGUACUGAGAAAUAAAAGACAUUUUCAUAUUUAGUUA